AAAGUAGGAGGGUCGCUGGCUGGUUCGGGUCGCUCUCUUGCUUAUCUGCGCCUGCACAAUAAUCGUCUGUUUUGCCGAGACAAGUGCAGCGUUUAGUGAUUGCACCUGGUAAUGGUGUGUCAGUGAGCGGCGAUUCUCGCGGCGACGGCAUGGAUACGGCCUGGAUGGAAGAUGUGGUCAGCAUGAUGUCCGGCAGCACUGACGAAGGAGACACCCUGAACAUUAAAAAGGAGGAAGCAGACCAUGCGAAUUUCCAGCCUUGCUCGCCAUCCAAUAGCAACGUUUACUCCCCUAGCACAACGAUGGAAAUUUGCAGUGACAGCCAAGGAACGCCCAGAUCACCAAAAUGCUUAAAAUUUGCUUUUGUGGAUGGCGCAGCCACUUCUCCUGGCAGCCCAGACCGGCAAUUCUGCUCGAGUACAACCCAAUCCAAUGGAGACUCAAUGAUCAGGACAGAGGAAAGCAUGAAAGAGGAUGACUCCCCGCGCAGAUUGUGUUUAGUUUGCGGCGACACGGCGUCUGGCUUCCACUACGGAGUUGCAUCAUGCGAGGCCUGCAAAGCAUUUUUUAAACGGACAAUUCAAGGAAAUAUAGAGUAUACUUGCCCUGCUGCAAAUGAUUGUGAAAUCAACAAGAGGAGGCGGAAAGCUUGCCAGGCAUGUCGAUUCCAAAAGUGUCUCCGCAUGGGGAUGCUGAAGGAAGGCGUUCGUCUUGAUAGGGUACGUGGAGGUCGCCAAAAGUACCGUCGCAAUCCAGAGAUGCCCUACCAGAUGCAACAUGUUUCUGUUCCUGUCGCAAAACCGUCACUUGAAGAAAACAAAAUGCUAGAGGUGCUGAGCAAUUGCGAGCCUGAGAUUCUGCAGGUGGGUCCGGAGCAGUGCCACAGUGUGGACAACGAGUAUCAGACCAUCACCAUCCUGAGCGACCUGUAUGACAGGGAGCUUGUUGGAAUUAUCACUUGGGCCAAGCAGAUUCCAGGUUUCAUGGAUUUGUCACUCAACGACCAAAUGAGGCUGCUGCAGAGCACAUGGGCAGAAAUCCUGACCCUCACGCUUGUGUUCAGGUCACUGCAAAUGUCAACAGGCAGUGGUGGUAGCAGUGGCAAAUUGAGGUUCGCCUCUGACUUUUGGCUGGACGAGAAGUUGGCUCGUGAUAGUGGAGCAAGCGAAAUUUAUCAGCAUUGCAUUCAAAUUUUGUCGAGGUUUAGCCGAUUGUCUUUGGCAAGGGAAGAAUACCUUCUGCUGAAAGCUCUUGUCCUCGUCAACUCUGAUGUUAAUGUGGACGAGUACAUUCCUCUCAAGCAGUUGAGAGACAGCGUUCUAUCUUCUCUUACUGACUGCGUUUCUGUGCUCAGGCCCAACACAUCAGCCUACCACGUUCAGCAGCUGUUGUUGAGUCUACCCGCACUUCGCCAAGCAGACUUCAUCAUAAGGCGGUUCUGGUCGGACGUGCGCCACGAUGCUAAGGUGCCGAUGAAUAAGCUGUUUGUGGAGAUGCUUGAAGCGUGCCAUCGCUGACCUGAUUCAUUGAGAGACUGAUUCACAAUACUACUUCUGUUUGUUUGCUUUCGACUUGGCCGGAUAUUUGACAAAAAAAUUAUUAUUUAAUCGCAGUGCAGUGUUUCUUCGGAGUAGAUUUGCGAUCGAGAAGUUCAUUUUGGGCCAAAUUAGCCCAAAAAUAUUUUCUUCGUAAAUGGACUUUGGUAUGUGAUCGCUUUUGAGGCCGAGAAGCAGCCAGGUAGCUUUUAAGCUUCUUUUGAGCAAGCUUGACGUUGAACAUACGGUCGACAAAUUAACCAAUAUCAUCCAUUGCAAAACAGAGUAUAAUAUUUGUGUAAUUUGAGUGUAGUUGGUAGAGAGAUUCAAGUGAUUAUAAAAUCAAUUUUGGUCCAUAGGACUGAUAUUGUGUAAUCAUGUGUGUUAGAGAGUAAGACUCAUGAGCACCUAAAAUCUAACGUUUACGGAAAACUGCUCGCAUAAAAAUUGAUUCUCUUUAGAAGAGAUACAUUGGAUUUGGUGGGUUUUGGACUCGAAGUGCAAAUUUUCAUACUUACUUUCUCAUCUCAUCCUCAUUGGUCAUUUUUGUGCAUACUCUUGUCGUCACUAUAUGGGUAUAUGAUGAUUUUGUGAUGCUUUACUUUGAAUUAAUUGGUCAUAUAUUUUAUGCUUUUAUUGUUAACUUUGCAUAAUGUUAUUUAAAUUUUCAUCAAUCCUUUCCUUUGUGCCAAUCUUGUUCCCAACAGAGAGGGUAUAUGAUUAAUUAACAUUUUGGUCCCACUUAUCGCCCUUAUUUGAUUUGGACAUGAUGAUUAGCAUAACGCAGCAAACAAAGUACACAAAAGUAAAAAUAGGUAGCUUCAUGUAUUUUUUUUUUUUUGUACAUGGGCAUCACACACUGAAUUCAUAGAGCGCACUGCUUAAAACCCUGUCGAUCAUUUGCUGGGGCAAUGGUUCCUUUCUUUUAAUAGUUGUUGAUUAAUCGCAAAAUAAAAUAACAACAAGACUGAGCCAGAAUAUGAUUACGUUAUCACUAACAGUUGAAUCGCGGAUAAAUAUAAUAUUUCUGAGCGAAAGGGAGAGCAUACUAAUAACUAAAUUAGACUUGUAAUCAAUUAAUUUUCUGGGUUAGAGAGAAAUAAAUAUAUACACACACUUAUAUAGAACUCAACACCAUCCUGCGAGUAAUUUUAAUAGAACUUCACUAUGGGUAGUGGAAGAGAAUGCGUUUUAAAAGACUGUCUAGCCAUAUUAACCGUCUGUAAAUCGUCAGAAAAUUUUGGAUCCUUUCUCAGAGAUGGGGCGUGCAAAAGCUGUGAAUUAAUUUAAUCGAAAAAACUCCGUCACAAUCAAAGAAGUCUUAUUUGGCCAAAUGGAAAAUUGGCCCAAACACGCCCUACUUUCCCCUUAAAUUUGAAAUCUAUUUAAAAAAAAGCUUAACAAAUAGCUUAUAAUCCUCAAAAUUCCGAGUAUAUUGAAGACGAAUGAAUCGUGAGAUCAUCUCUAGCUGAUAUAUACUAAGUAAAUGUAUCAUGUAUUGAAUGAUAUUUUACCAAGACACACACACACACACAUAAACACACAGAUAGAGCAUAACUAUGGUAGAACAUAGUUGAAAUCUAUAUUUAACCUGCGCAUUGUUAUAUAAUUGAUUAAGACGUAAUUAUAAUUAUUCUGGGGCUGGAAAGUGAACAUAAUUAUAUCGGACACACACACGCGCG
Neocloeon triangulifer is the source of this 3217-nucleotide messenger RNA. It is a transcript of the gene ERR, whose product is annotated as steroid hormone receptor ERR1. Lineage: Eukaryota; Metazoa; Arthropoda; Insecta; Ephemeroptera; Baetidae. Gene Ontology annotation, cellular component: nucleus. The record is from RefSeq and is a predicted model, not a curated record. Gene Ontology annotation, molecular function: nuclear steroid receptor activity; zinc ion binding; sequence-specific DNA binding. Gene Ontology annotation, biological process: regulation of DNA-templated transcription. Bases 150 to 1517 code for a protein of 455 amino acids. The transcript has 9 exons.